This is a messenger RNA of Macadamia integrifolia, 690 nucleotides long. RefSeq names its product ubiquitin C-terminal hydrolase 12-like. The transcript has 3 exons. Gene Ontology annotation, molecular function: protein binding. NCBI's taxonomy places the organism in Eukaryota, Viridiplantae, Streptophyta, Magnoliopsida, Proteales, Proteaceae. Bases 169 to 618 code for a protein of 149 amino acids. The record is from RefSeq and is a predicted model, not a curated record.
CACUAGGAACCUCUUCAUGCAAAGAGAGUGAAAGCAUACCCCUUCCCUUCUCCACUGCUUCACACGUCUUUCCUUUCUUCAUUCACGCUCUGUCUACCCACUUUCUCCUCUCCCUCUUUUCAACAACAUUUGUGUAACCAAGAAAAAUAACUGCCCUGAAUCAAAACCAUGGAGAAGACGAGGCCAGAGGAUGAUGAUAAGGUCAUCUGCAACACUGAUGGAGGUCUCUCUAGAUCAACAAGAGAUGAACAACCGACUCACUACACUUUCAAAAUCACUCAAUUUUCACUGUUUUCAGAGCAUUCUGUGGAAAGAUGUUAUACGCAGGCAUUCCAAGCGGGUGGUUACCUAUGGAAAUUGGUUCUCUACCCAAAUGGGAAUGACAAGGGGAAAGGUCAUCACUUGUCGCUUUACUUGCAAAUAGGAUAUGCUGUUUUUCUUCCCCUAGGUUGGGAGGUCCAGGCGGUUUUUCGCUUAUUUGCAUUCGACCAAAUUCGAGGCCAAUAUCUGGUGCUUGAAGGUAACUUCUUCCACGCAAGUCUGCUGUCGGCAAACUAUUCACAAACAUCAAACCAUGUCUUAAAAAUCAUUUGUGAUCUAAUUGUAUUUGUCAACUAGAGAACUGGAUGGAUGAAACAAACAGCUCAUUCCCUCAUGUUCAUAAUUGCCCAUAUGUUACCAUUGCUUUUC